Ricinus communis (castor bean) is the source of this 6501-nucleotide messenger RNA. Its product is annotated as protein REDUCED CHLOROPLAST COVERAGE 1. The coding region runs from base 404 to 6022 and encodes 1872 amino acids. Gene Ontology annotation, cellular component: cytoplasm. The record is from RefSeq and is a predicted model, not a curated record. Gene Ontology annotation, biological process: organelle organization. The transcript is spliced from 26 exons. Gene Ontology annotation, molecular function: protein binding. NCBI's taxonomy places the organism in Eukaryota, Viridiplantae, Streptophyta, Magnoliopsida, Malpighiales, Euphorbiaceae.
CUUCCUUCCUUAUCGUACCCACAUCUCUCUUAUAUCUAUUCUUUUUCUCUCUCACCAUUUCUAUCCAGUGAACACACACGCACACAUACAGAGCUUCAUUUCACUUCAUACCUUCUUUACUGGUUAUGCCUUCUUCAUUAUCCAAUCUCUAGACACCCUUCUUCAGCUUCUACUUCCUAUUCUUAUAUGUGGCUUUUUCACAUAUAGUUAGUUUAGUUGGUGCAAGUAUACUCUUUUCUUGUUGGCCUUAGCUCCUGUCUGUUGACAGCUUUAUUUAUUGAACUAAAGACCCCUCCUUUUCUCUCUCUCUAUCUUCUUCAAUUCUUAAAAAGUUCCAGAAUUCUUUUGAUUUCUGCUAUUUGGUACAUACCCUUUAGCUUAUUUAAUUGAGUGAAGCUAGAAAAUGGCACCAAGGAACAGUCGUGGCAAGGCAAAAGGAGAGAAGAAGAAGAAAGAUGAGAAGGUUCUUCCAGUGGUUACUGAUAUCACAGUCAACCUCCCUGACGAGACUCGCAUUGUUUUGAAGGGGAUAUCGACAGACAGGAUUAUAGAUGUUCGUCGGCUUUUAUCGGUGAACACAGACUCUUGCUACAUCACAAAUUUUUCGUUAUCCCAUGAGGUGAGAGGCCCACGGUUAAAGGACACAGUCGACGUUUCAGCGCUCAAGCCUUGUGUGCUCACGUUGACGGAAGAGGACUACGAUGAGGAGCUCGCAGUGGCGCACGUUAGACGGCUCCUGGACAUUGUGGCUUGCACCACAUGGUUUGGUCCGUCGGGGAGUGCGCAGGAUAAGUGCAAACCUGAUUCUGGAAAGAAAGUGCAAGAUGCGCAGGAUAAGACCGCAAAGAAAACCAGAGUCAAAUCUCAAUCCACUAUGACAGCCGAUAAACAAUCUCCAUUAUCAAAAGAAGUGGCUGUGGACGCAGAAGGAGAGAUGAGUCACUCACGCCCCAAGCUUGGCAGCUUUUACGAGUUUUUCUCACUCUCUCACCUCACUCCUCCGUUUCAAUUUAUAAGAAAGGCAACGAAACGGCAGAUUGACGAGAUUGCGGAGGACGAUCAUCUCUUCUCUCUGGAUGUGAAGCUGUGCAACGGGAAGCUGGUUCACGUUGAAGCUUGCAGAAAGGGAUUCUAUAAUGUUGGAAAGCAGCGGAUUCUUUGUCAUGAUCUUGUCGAUUUGCUUCGGCAGCUUAGUAGAGCCUUUGAAAAUGCUUAUGAUGAUCUCAUGAAAGCAUUCUCAGAGCGUAACAAGUUUGGGAAUCUUCCUUAUGGAUUUAGAGCCAACACGUGGCUUAUCCCUCCAUUUGCAGCUCAGUCACCUUUAGCUUUCCCUCAUCUUCCUGUUGAGGAUGAAACAUGGGGAGGAAAUGGAGGUGGUCUUGGAAGAGAUGGGAAAAGCGAUUUGAUACCUUGGGCUAGUGAGUUUUUGUAUCUUGCAUCUAUGCCCUGCAAAACAGCAGAGGAGAGGCAGGUCCGAGACAGGAAAGCUUUCCUUCUUCACAGCUUAUUUGUUGACAUUGCCAUUUUCAGAGCCAUUAAGGCUGUGCAACAAGUAAGAGUGAAUCCAAAUGUGUUAUCUUUGGUCGGGAGUAGUAAAAUUCUUCAUACAGAGAGAUUAGGGGACUUGAGCAUUACAGUCAUGAAAGAUGCUUCCAAUGCAAGCUGUAAAGUCAACAGCAAAAUUGAUGGACUUCAAGCAACUGGCCUGGAUAAAAGAAAUUUAUUAGAGCGGAACCUACUGAAAGGAAUUACUGCUGAUGAGAAUACUGCCGCACAUGACAUUGCAACGCUUGGUAUUGUUAAUGUAAGAUACUGUGGUUAUUUUGCUGUUGUGAAAGUUGAUGGGGCAGAGGAAAAGAAUGUCAGACCUCCAUCUCAAAGUAUUGAACUCGAACAGCCUGAAGGCGGUGCCAAUGCCCUUAACAUUAACAGCUUGAGACUACUUCUUCAUAAAACAAUACCAUCAGAAAGUAGUAAACCAAUGCCUCACUUGCAAACUUUGGAGAGUGAAGAUCUCAGUGCUUCCCAAGCUUUUGUAGAGAGAAUCCUGGAAGAAAGUAUUGCUAAGCUUGAGCAUGAGGAAUUGGAGCAGGAUCAUUUUGUGAGAUGGGAACUUGGAGCCUGCUGGAUUCAACAUUUGCAGGACCAGAAGAAUACUGAAAAAGAUAAGAAAUCUCCAACUGAGAAGAACAAGAGACCCUCCUCGGAGAAAGAAAUGAAGGUUGAGGGACUUGGCACACCUCUGAGGUCCCUUAAGAACAGCAAGAAAAAAUUAGAGGAGACCAACAUGAAAAUACAGUCUGAACGCUCAAGGUCCUCUAUUGAUGGUAUGGUUGGUGAGAUUGAAAAUGCCAAUUCAGCUUCUAUGGAAUCUCAGCUUGAAACCACUGCCAAAGAAAACGAGCUUACACUCCAGAUGUUGUUAUCUGAUUCAGCCUUCACCCGAUUAAGAGAAUCGGAUACUGGACUUCAUUGCAAGUCUUUACAAGAGCUACUUGACAUGUCCCAGAAAUAUUACAUUGACGUUGCUCUUCCAAAACUGGUAGCAGAUUUUGGCUCGCUGGAAUUGUCACCAGUGGAUGGUCGAACUUUAACUGAUUUUAUGCAUACUAGAGGUCUUCGGAUGCGUUCUCUGGGACAUGUUGUAAAGCUUUCUGAAAAGCUCUCACAUGUACAGUCACUCUGCAUUCAUGAAAUGAUUGUUCGAGCCUAUAAGCAUAUUCUUCAGGCUGUGAUUGCAGCUGUUGUGAACCAUGAGAAAAUGGCUAUAUCAAUAGCUGCUGCAUUAAAUCUGAUGCUUGGGGUUCCUGAAAGAGGAGAUUCAGAUAAGUCCUACCAUGUUAAUUCCCUUGUGUGGAAAUGGCUGGAGGUGUUCCUGAAGAAGCGAUAUGAAUGGGAUCUUAGCAGAUCAAACUUCAAAGAUGUUAGGAAAUUUGCAAUUCUUCGUGGAUUGUGCCACAAGGUGGGUAUUGAAUUAGUUCCGAGGGAUUUUGAUAUGGACUCGCCACAUCCAUUUCGAAAAUCAGAUAUUGUCAGCCUAGUUCCAGUGCAUAAGCAAGCAGCAUGCUCCUCUGCAGAUGGAAGGCAACUUCUGGAAUCAUCAAAAACAGCCUUAGACAAGGGGAAACUGGAAGAUGCUGUUACUUAUGGGACAAAGGCUCUUGCGAAGCUGGUGGCAGUUUGUGGUCCUUACCAUCGAAUGACUGCAGGAGCUUACAGCCUUCUUGCUGUUGUAUUGUAUCAUACUGGAGACUUUAAUCAGGCCACUAUAUAUCAGCAAAAAGCCUUGGAUAUCAAUGAGAGGGAACUAGGACUUGAUCAUCCUGAUACAAUGAAAAGUUAUGGGGAUCUUGCUGUUUUCUAUUACAGACUUCAACAUACGGAGUUGGCUCUCAAGUACGUAAAGCGUGCUUUAUAUCUUCUACAUCUCACAUGUGGACCAUCGCACCCGAACACUGCUGCAACCUACAUCAACGUGGCUAUGAUGGAGGAAGGCCUAGGAAAUGUGCAUAUUGCCCUCAGAUAUCUUCAUAAAGCUCUGAAGUGCAACCAAAGGUUACUUGGCCCAGAUCAUAUUCAGACAGCAGCAAGUUACCAUGCUAUAGCAAUUGCUCUCUCACUGAUGGAAGCAUACCCAUUGAGUGUUCAGCAUGAACAAACAACCUUGCAGAUUCUCCGAGCAAAGCUGGGUCCAGAUGAUUUGCGUACUCAGGAUGCUGCUGCUUGGCUUGAGUACUUUGAGUCCAAGGCCUUUGAACAGCAAGAGGCUGCACGGAAUGGUACUAGGAAGCCUGAUGCAUCCAUCGCUAGCAAAGGCCAUCUAAGUGUUUCAGAUCUACUCGACUAUAUAAAUCCAAGCCGAGACACCAAGGGGAGAGAUUUUGUAUCAGUAAGGAGGAAAAGCUAUAUUGCUAAGAUGAAGGAGAAAACCAACCCAGUUUCAGAUUUACCAAGUUCUAACGAAUCUCCUCAAGAGAUACCCCAAGAGGCUAUAGAUGAGGAGACACAUAUGCCUAUUGCUAGCCAGGAGACCAGCUCUACCCAAGUUCAGUUCCAGCAGCCCAUUGUGGAAGAAACUGCAGACAAGAAAUCUGGCAUUGUCAGUGAAGUAUUACCUGAAAUACUUGCUGAAGGAGAUGAUGGCUGGCAACCAGUUCAAAGGCCGAGAUCAGCUGGCUCCUAUGGGCGACGACUGAAGCAGCGGCGUGGAAUCAUCAGCAAGGUUUAUCAGAAAAAAAUUGUGGAUGCUAAUAUGGAUUAUCCUCCUGUCAAGAACACUCACCAAAAUAAUAGAUAUUACCUUUUAAAGAAACGGCCAUUAUCUCAUGGAAGUUAUGUGGAUCACCAUGCCUCAAAUCCUUCCCAGGGUACGAAAUUUGGGCGGAGAAUAGUGAAAGCAGUGACAUACAGGGUCAAGUCUAUUCCUUCAGUAAACAAAACUGCUCCAACAGAAAAUUCAAAAAGUGGGGUUAAAACUUUUUCUUCACUGGAAUCUGCUCAACUUUCUGCCUCUAGUGAUGCUGGUCAAGUGAAGAGUUCAGUAGUUAGUCUUGGAAAGUCUCCCUCAUACAAGGAAGUAGCAUUGGCACCACCAGGUACUAUUGCUAAGUUUCAGGUCUGGUUGCCCCAAAAUGACAACUCUGAUAACAAGGAUAUUGGUGUUGGAGGGUCUAAAGAAGAGACAAUUGAGGCAAUAGAAAAUGCUGGUGAGGUGGUAACAGUUUUGGCUGAUAAGGACAAUAGUUCUGCAACAGAUUCCAAUGAUCACUUGAAAGAUGUAACAGAUGUUAUUGAAGAGAAAGAAGAUAGUCAGUCAAAUAAUGCAAAGGAAGAAAAUGCUUUGAUGGUGGCUCGAAAGACAAUAGAAUCUGAAUCUGGUAUUGUUGAAGUUCAUGGAGUCAUGCAGAAUAGCAUAUCAAUUGACAGGAUACCAAAUUCAAUUGAUUUUCCCUCAAAGGAGCCCCCGUUUGAGAAGGAUUCAGCAGGUGAAUUUGAACCCCAAUGUAAUUCCAACCCCACUUCGCCAGAAGUCGAGGAUUUGAGGGACAGAUCAUUGGCUACGAGUUCAGGUGAGACACGUGGGCUUCCUAAUAAGAAGUUGUCUGCUUCUGCAGCUCCAUUUAAUCCAUCACCAUCUAUUGCACGUGCUGCGCCGGUCUCCAUGAACAUAUCUCUUCCUCCUGGUCCUGGUUCAGUUCCAGCUGUCGCACCGUGGCCAGUAAACAUGACUCUUCAUCCAGGUCCUGCUACCGUCUUGCCUCCAGUUAGUCCAAUGCCCUCUCCUCACCAUCCAUACCCGUCACCUCCUGCAACCCCAAACAUGAUGCAACCAUUGCCCUUUAUCUAUCCUCCUUACAGUCAAAGCCAAGCAGUGCCGACCAGUACAUUUCCAGUAACCAGCAAUGCAUUUCAUCCUAAUCAUUUCUCUUGGCAGUGCAAUGUGAACCAUCGUGUAAAUGAGUUUAUUCCUAGCACAAUAUGGCCUGGCUGCCAUGGAAUGGAAUUUUCUGUCCUGCCUCCUGUUACUGAGCCAAUUCCUGAUUCUGCAUUAGAGCCUAAAGUGCAGUUUGAAAAUCCAGGAAGCGCAAGUCCACCUCCAGUCCUUCCAGCUGACAUUGUCAAUGUUGAAGAGGCUAAGAGAGAAGUGAACCUUCUAGCACCAGAGGCAACGGAUAAUGCAAAUGACCUCGCUGGAGUCAGGUUAGAGAAUGUAAAGGAAAAUGGUCAUUCAAACCUAGGUGAAGUUGAAAUUUCUGGCAAUGAUUCAAGUCAUUACAAAAGCUUCAAAAAAGACGGUAGUAACACUGAUGAAAGGAAGAUUGAUGGUGAAAAAACGUUCAGCAUUUUGAUAAGGGGAAGGAGAAACCGAAAGCAGACUCUGAGAAUGCCAAUAAGCUUGCUUAAUCGGCCAUAUGGAUCACAGUCUUUUAAGGUUAUAUAUAACAGAGUAGUAAGAGGUAGCGAGGCCCCAAAAUCUACCUGCUUUCCAUCAGCUAAGGACUGUACUGCUAGUGCCACCUGAUAUUAGGAUAGCCAAUUUGGAAGUUAUAAUAGAUGCGAGGUUUAUUUCAUCAUGCACGCAGGGGGUACAAGUUUUUCCAGCAUUUUUUGGCUUGAAGGUCGGAUCACCUUCUGGGGAAAAUGCAGUACUCAACAUGAUUUGCUUUCCUGUCUGUGGAAUGGACACUAGAGAUGGAGGAACAGGGUCUUUUUUUUGUUACUGAAGGUUUAAGACAGUAGGUUGUUUUUCUUCGGGACCUUUCACUAUGUUCGUUGAGGUGACAUUUUUGGCUGACAAUACAGUUAGAAAAUUUUUGAUAUCUACCUAAUAAGUUAGGGAGCCAACUUGGAAGUAGUACUUCCUAGGAUGCCCCGGCAUUUAAAGAGACAAGUCAGUUUUUGAGAUUCCACAUAGUAAAUGACUUCGAAAUUAAUUUGAUUGAAUUGUAAAUAACUUGAAUUGUUUCCUUCAGUUGAACAAUGGCACUUCAUUCAAGCUAA